Messenger RNA from Sorghum bicolor (sorghum), 1372 nucleotides. Its product is annotated as protein PHR1-LIKE 3. Gene Ontology annotation, molecular function: DNA-binding transcription factor activity. The record is from RefSeq and is a predicted model, not a curated record. The transcript has 5 exons. The coding region runs from base 515 to 1072 and encodes 185 amino acids. Lineage: Eukaryota; Viridiplantae; Streptophyta; Magnoliopsida; Poales; Poaceae.
UAGAAUUUUUAACAUAAUGCUAGUUGCUGGAAGUUGAUCUGUUUGGCCUAGCAAAAAGUUGGUAAUGUUUUCCGUAAGGUACUUAUUAGCAUACGCAAGCUUGGCUCUUGCAUAUUUGUAGCUUUAUAUGGUUUUUUCUUGUUCAAAUUUCAGGCGCCAAGCAUUUCUAUUUAUUUUUUUGUUAAUCUCUCGGUGGACUCAUUUCUGGCAUCAAUGGCUAGUUAAAUCUAGCUAUAGAUGGUAAACAUUUAAAGCUAAGGUAGCAUAUGUUUCCUUGUAUGGUUUUGAAGUUCUACCAUGAUUUUUUAUGUGAACUGGGGCAGAGUAGUUACCACUGUCACCAAAUCCAUUUGGAUAUCGAAUUGUCGCUCCAAUUAGUAGUAUGCCAUUAGUUACUUGUUAUCACUAAACUAGGAGAGUAUACUAUUUUAAAUUCUAGUUUCAUUUGUUUUGAAAAUAUUUUUAAUGAAUAAAUAAUUAUGCAGAAGCAACACCCAAAACUAUCUUGAGGACAAUGGGUGUUAAGGGUCUUACUCUUUUCCACUUAAAGAGCCAUCUUCAGAAAUACAGAUUAGGGAAACAAUCUGGUAAAGAGGGGUCAGAGCAAUCAAAAGAUGCAUCCUAUCUUCUAGAUGCUCAAAGUGGAAUGAGUGUGUCCCCUAGAGUUCCUGCCCAGGAAAUGAAAGAAAGCCAAGAAGUUAAAGAAGCACUGAGAGCACAGAUGGAGGUGCAACGAAGACUGCAUGAACAAGUGGAGGUCCAAAAGCGUGUGCAGAUCAGAAUGGAAGCGCUUCAGAAGUACAUCGACAGUAUCCUAGGGAGCGCAUGCAAGAUGGUCACUGAACAGUUCGCUUCAAGUGGCUUCAGUAUCUCCGACCCUGAUCUCCCGGAGAUAUCCCCUGGAGGGAUCAUGUGUGGCCCCACGGACACACUGAGCUCCUCAGUGUUCAACCAGCUUUCUGUCAGUUCCAUCGACUCGCACAGUCCAGGAGGCAAACCUUCUCCAUCAGGCAUGGAAGGUCCGCCAUUGCUCCUCCAGAAGUCCCCUGAGCUGAAGCGGAGGUCCUCUUGAACUGUGACAGCAAAUUCUGAGGGUGGUGAUGGCUAUCUUUGGUAGUGAUGUGCAAUAUGGUGGUGACAAGGAAAUGGUGGUCCGGUCUUGUGGUAGCUGACUUUCUCCAGGUAGCAGGGUGUACUGUGUUUGUCAUGGGAUUAUGAUUCUAGCAUCCUUAGCACACUUGAAAUGUUGACUCGUGUCCUACUGUCGUUUGUGUUAAUCCAUGUAUGCACAAUGAUUCAUGUUGGGACAUGUUAACAGCAGAUGUUUCAAGCUUCGUAUCUGUCUCAAUUGCCCAUGCAGGCUUCCCAACAA